Molecule: messenger RNA, 4583 nt
Organism: Sabethes cyaneus
Lineage: Eukaryota; Metazoa; Arthropoda; Insecta; Diptera; Culicidae
Gene: scalloped
Product: protein scalloped
Exons: 9
Coding region: 2172-3401 (409 amino acids)
Biological process (GO): hippo signaling; embryonic organ development; regulation of transcription by RNA polymerase II
Cellular component (GO): transcription regulator complex
Molecular function (GO): RNA polymerase II cis-regulatory region sequence-specific DNA binding; DNA-binding transcription factor activity, RNA polymerase II-specific
Source: RefSeq, a predicted model, not a curated record
UACGCGCGCGCGGGUGUCCCUUCUCAGCAGUCGAGUCGAGUCGAGUCGUUUUGUGUGCCACAAAUCGCGUUUCGUUUUCUUCGCUGGCUGAGCCGGAUUGAUGAUUUCCCGAGCCAAUCCUCCGUGCCGUGCCGUGCCGUGCUGGUGAAUCGGACGAAUCGAAUCGGUUGGUCGGGUGUGCGUGUGUGCCGAGCACACACGUAGGUGGAAAGUGUCACAACAAUCGCGUAUUUUUUCCGCGCUGAUCAGAGGCGGCUUUGCUUUUUCUUCCGUGCCGUCCGGCGUACAGUUUGUUGUUCUACUAGAUGUCAGUUUAGUGCAAAUUUGAGAAAAAAGAAACAAGUGUUUAAUUUGCUUUUUGGAUUUGGUUUUUUUCGCCGUUGGAUGGUCCCGACGGAAAGUAAUACAAGAAAAAUAAACGAGAAUAAAGCGCGUGGGUUUUGCUACUCCCGGCUCCGUCGCCCGUCACCCGUCAUCAUCGGCCACUCGCCAAGAAAAAUUAGAUGCGGAACUAAUUCGCGUGCUUCGUUUUGUGUUGUGUUUGAUCGCGUCGACUACGGGACGAAACGAGACAAGACGGUGCGGUGUGUUUGACAGUUGUGAGGAUUAUGUCAUCCGGACGGCCGCCGGUCAGCUAGCCGCAACAGUAAAAAAACAGCAGAAGAAAAAAACGAUUGCUCGACGUCCUCACACAAGAACAACAACAGGUGAAACGGAUAUUUAGCUUUAAGAAUGGACUAGCACCCGCUGUGCUUUUGUUUUCGAUUUACCGCGCGAAGGACCCACGUGUCGUUUGCUGGCGAUGCGGAAACUGGCGCACGAGCCGGUGAAAAACUCGACGGCAGUGCCACAGUGCGUGAUUGGUAAUAUUAGCACCAGCAACAGCAGCAGCACUAAGUAGCGGAGGCAACCGUAGUAAAUUCAGCGGUCACGAUCGCCGGCUUGAAAUCGUGAAAAAGAAAAAUCCUUCGGGAAGACGAAGAAGGAAAGAAGCAGACAGGCGAAAAUAGAUUUCCCGCGUGUGUGGUUGAGUUGAGCCGAGCCGAACAAGUUCUAGCGCGCGCGGCGGCAGUUCGGUCCGUCUAUCCGUCCGUUCGCCGGACUCUGAUGGAUUGUUUGUUUUCCAAUAUCCUACAGCAGCGCCGCUCGGUUCUUCUAGAUCGGUUUCGGUCGGUUUGUUUGCCCUCUGACCAAGAAGGCCCAAGUGCCCAAACCCUCCGCGCUCAGACCAGGCCGGACCGAAUAUCCGUGACCCGCCGUCCGUCCGUGGUUUGUUUGAAGUUCAAUUUCAACCCACAAAAAGCGAGAGAUAGUCCCGUCCCGGUUGCUCGCUGUCCGUAACAUUGUGGAAGAAGCUAAAAAAUACUGCAGAUAAACAAUCAUUACAGUCCGAGUUUGGUUUAAUGGGUUUUCCAGCGCCGGAACUAAUGUGUUAAGGUGUUUUAGGAGGUGUAACACACAUCAGUUAAAAAAAAGUGCUAUCUCGGUCGAAUCUUUUUCGGCAAACGAUAAGCGUUAAUUAAAAUUGGUUGUUGCGAAAUCCUCACCCUUCGGCCAACGGCAUCAGCACUACGAGCAGAGCAGAGCAGAGAAAGAGGCGAAGAUUCAAGUUCAGUUUUGACGAAGAAGAAAAGAAAAAGAGUAAAAAAGAAGUGUGCAGAUAAAAGUGAUUUUAGCGCGGUCCCGGUCGAUUAAUUGCCCUUUAAAAAAGUUUUGAUUUUGCUUCGCCAUCCGGAAGCGACUAAAAAGCCGUCAAAAUUGAAAAAGGAAAUUAUCCCUUUUUAAACCCCCUCGCUUAUCCUACGGGCCCCAGCGUCGGUGGCGGCGGCGGCUCCGGCGUCGGCGUCGGUGGAGGCGGCAGUGUCCACAGCGGCGGAGGUUCCAGCAGCAGCGUAUCGGCAGUGGCCGCCGCAGUAGCGGCAGUGGCAGCUGCCUCCUCGAGCCAGAGCGGUUCCACGGUCGGCGGCAGUACCGGCGGCGGCGGUCCGGUCAGCAGCUUGGCCCCGGUGGCGGCCCACCAUCAUCCCUCGAUUCAUCACCAUCCGCACGCGUCCGCGGCGGCUGCAGCAGCGGCAGCGGCAGCAGCAGCGCACCAUCCGCACUUUCCGUCGCUUGCGGCCGUCGGCAGCGAUCACCAUCAUCAUCAUCACGCCUCCGGCAUACCGAUCAGGAUGGACUGCGACUACUCGAAGCUGUUCUAUGCGAAACAUAGUGGACUGGGAGCCGGCACCAUUACGACAAGGUGGACACCGAUGGGUCCAGGACCAACGGCUGGUUCGUUGGUCCCGGACGACACCAAUGGAAGCGGUGUCGACAGCAAACACCUCGAUGUCGGCGACAUGAGCGAUGGGGAAAAGGACCUCUCGUCGGCCGACGCCGAAGGUGUCUGGAGUCCCGAUAUCGAGCAGAGCUUCCAGGAAGCGCUGGCCAUCUAUCCACCCUGCGGCCGGCGGAAAAUCAUCCUCUCCGAGGAGGGUAAAAUGUAUGGACGCAACGAACUGAUAGCCCGCUACAUAAAACUGCGAACCGGAAAGACGCGAACACGGAAGCAAGUCAGCUCUCACAUACAGGUUCUAGCGAGACGGAAACUGCGAGAAUUUCAGGCCAAGAUGAAAGUGCAAUUCUGGCAGCCCGGUUUGCAGCCCAGCACAUCGCAGGACGUGAAACCGUUCGCCCAGGCAGCCUACGGCCCGAUCGGCAAGACGGCGACGGCCGUCUCCGACAGUGGCCUCCAGGCGGCCCACCCGUGGGAAGGCCGGGCGAUAGCGACGCACAAGUUCCGGCUCGUCGAGUACAGUGCCUACCUGGAGUUACGUGUUGAAGAUACUUACCACAAGCACUUAUUUGUACAUAUAGGCGACCAGCCGGCCCACCCGCUGCUGGAGUCCGUCGAGGUGAAGGAAAUCUACGACAAAUUCCCGCAGAAGGCCGGCGGCCUGAAGGAACUGUACGAGAAGGGUCCGAGCAAUGCGUUCUUCCUGGUCAAGUUCUGGGCGGAUCUGAACACGAACAUCGCCAGCGAUGCGGGCGCCUUCUACGGUGUCAGUAGUCACUACGAAAGCAACGACAACAUGGUGAUUACCUGCUCGACCAAGGUGUGCUCCUUCGGCAAACAGGUGGUGGAGAAGGUCGAAACCGAGUAUUCCCGCUUCGAGAACGGCCGGUACGUCUACCGGAUCAGCCGAUCGCCGAUGUGCGACUACAUGAUCAACUUUAUCAACAAGCUGAAGCACCUGCCCGAGAAGUACAUGAUGAACAGUGUACUGGAGAACUUCACCAUCCUGCAGGUCGUCUCCAACAAGGAAACCGACGAGACGCUACUGUGCGUGGCAUUCGUGUUCGAGGUUUCGACGUCGGAGCAUGGAGCGCAGCAUCACAUCUACCGUUUGGUAAAGGAAUAGCAUGAGAUUAACUCCAUGUCCCUUACCGUAAGCCAGCAUCAGCAGCAGCAAAAUCAGAGCCAAACUGUUGACAGCAGCGGUAGCAGCCUAAUGUUAAGUAAUCUAAGUAACCAUAGCUACAAUAACGGUAACGAUAGUAACAAUAACAAUAACGCUAGCAGUAACCGUAACGAUAACAGAGCAGGAUUAGGAGGAGUAGGAGGAGGAGGAGUAGUAGUAGGUGGAGCAGCGGCGGUGGCCUCAGUCGGCGGCAGUGACGCUGCCGCGGCAUUGUCGGCCGUCGUUGACGAGACGACGGCAGCUCUGGGACUGGGCGUCGUCGAAGCGGACCUGGCGGAGCUUCCGCACGCCACGGCCGUGGCGGAGUCGGAACCCAGUUCCGGCGUGGACUCCCACUAUAACAGCUUGAUGGCUGCGGCAGCCGCCGCCGCGGCAGCUGCUGCCGUUGCCGCACGUCGCCGAUCGGUAAAGCAGGAAUUUACCGCCGGCGGCGGUGGCGGUUUGGGAGGAGGCCAGGGCCACCAGCAGGAAGCUUCCGCCUCCCGAACCGAUUAAUUGGUAUGCGUUUCCUUUCAAAUUUACUUCCACAUCAUCUACUACUUCCCCCUUCCCGGAAACACGGCCGACACGUACAGACUAUUUUAAAUUCUUUGUUUUUUUUUUUGGAGAAAAACAAAAAUCGUGAAACUAAAUUUUAAGAUGAAAAAACAGUGCCUAUAUUACGAGACAAACAAAAGUAAAAACUAAAAAAGCUGUGUAAAAAGUUACGAAACUGUAGAAAACAAAACAACAAAAAAAUACUUUUUUUGUUUGGCCGAAGUGACGCAACAGAACAGAACGCAGGAGACGGCAGACGGUCUUUCGAGAGAGUCGUGUUCUAUUUUUUGUUUGUUUUCCUCCGUGGUAGUAUUAGUAGCACCUACCAAACUAGAAAAAAAAGCACACAUCCCUGACCCUACCCGCCUAGAGGCAGGCAGAACACACUUACAUACAAAGAAAAGCAACAAUCAGCAUUGAUCUCAUGCAAAACAAACGAAACAAAACGAAGCAAAAACAAAAACAGAUUGACUACUACACUCUGCACACGAUUGGAUUGAUUGCGGGAUUGUGAUGUGAUUGCGGGAAAAACAAAGCGAUUAGCCAUACUGUUUUUACUUUUCUCGAUAAACAAACAAACAAAAA